AUGGAAGGAGCCUUACUGUCCCCCCUGGGAGGUGAAGCUAACGGCCGACCCUUCCACUUCUACAACCAAUCAUCCACGAUACAUCGUCUGUCCAACGGCCUAAUCCGUAAGAGAACGCCCUUGCUCGACAGCGGAUCGUUUGAGUAUGCAGAGGCAAGAGAAAAGUUGCUGCGAGAAGCCAAGAUUCUUCAACGAUUAACGCGUUAUCGCUACUUUCCCAGGAUCAUCGCCGUUGAUGAGAAAGAUGGAAGCAUUUAUCUGAGCGAUUGUGGGGAGGUGCUUCAACAUGAAAAUACUCCUUGUGAUUGGAAGGAACAAAUGAAGGAAAUCUUGUCGAUCCUAGACAACGUUCAGGUCUUCCACAAUGACUGGCUAGGGCUCGGUUGGCCAUCGUCUCCUAAUCUUUGUGUGAAAGAUGGAGUUCUGUGUUUGAUUGAUUUUACCUGGGUGAAGGAAACUCUGUUCUAA
Messenger RNA from Guillardia theta CCMP2712, 468 nucleotides. RefSeq lists its product as hypothetical. The record is from RefSeq and is a predicted model, not a curated record. The transcript has 9 exons. NCBI's taxonomy places the organism in Eukaryota, Cryptophyceae, Pyrenomonadales, Geminigeraceae. The coding region runs from base 1 to 468 and encodes 155 amino acids.